AGGGAGGGACCGCUUGGAGGCCGCUUGGGGCUCGCCUCCCGGGCGGUCUAGGCUAGGUCUGGGCCACCCGAGACUUCUUCACUUGGAGAGCCGGGUCCCAUGGCGCUGCAGGGUAUCCGGGUGUUGGAGCUGGCCGGCCUGGCCCCAGGCCCGUUCUGCGGUAUGGUCCUCGCGGACUUCGGGGCCCAGGUGGUGCGUGUGGACCGGCCGGGCGCCAGAGGGGACGUCAGCUUCAUGGCACGGGGCAAGCGCUCGCUGGCGGUGAACCUGAAGCGGCAGGACGGGGCAUUGGUGCUGAGGCGCCUGUGCGCCCAGGCGGACGUGGUGCUGGAGCCCUUUCGCCACGGUGUUAUGGAAAAACUCCAGCUAGGCCCGGAGAUUCUGCAGAGGGUGAAUCCAAAGCUCAUCUAUGCCAGGUUGAGUGGAUUUGGCCAGUCAGGAAGAUUCUGCAGGGUAGCAGGCCAUGACAUCAACUAUUUGGCUUUGUCAGGUAUUCUGUCAAAGAUUGGCAGAAGUGGUGAGAAUCCGUAUGCACCGCUGAAUCUCCUGGCUGACUUUGGUGGUGGUGGCCUCAUAUGCACACUGGGCAUCUUGUUGGCUCUUUUUCAACGCACACGCUCUGGCAAAGGUCAGGUCAUUGAUGCCAGCAUGGUGGAAGGAACGGCAUACCUAAGUUCUUUUCUGUGGAAAUCUCAACAAGUAGGACUAUGGGAACGACCUCGAGGACAGAACAUGCUAGAUGGUGGAGCACCUUUCUACACAACCUACAGGACAGCAGAUGGGGGCUUCAUGGCUGUUGGAGCAAUAGAACCCCAGUUCUACAAGCUGCUAAUCAAAGGACUUGGACUAAAGUCUGAUGAGCUUCCUAAUCAAAUGAGCAUGACUGAUUGGCCAGAAAUGAAGAGGAGAUUCGCAGAGGUAUUUGCAAAGAAGACCAAAGAAGAGUGGUGUCAGAUCUUCGAUGGCACAGAUGCGUGUGUGACUCCAGUUCUGACGUUUGAAGAGGUCACCCAGCAUGAUCAUAACAAAGAACGAGGCUCAUUUAUCACUGAUGAGGAGCAGAGUGUGAGUCCCCGCCCUGCACCUCUGCUGUCAGACACCCCCGCUGUCCCUUCUUCCAAGAGGGAUCCUUUUGUAGGAGAACAUACUGAAGAGAUACUUCAAGAGUUUGGGUUCAGUCAGGUAGAGAUCAAUCAGCUUACCUCAGAUAAAAUCAUUGAAAUUAAUAAGCCACGAGCUAAUCUCUAAAUUCCAGGCCUCACAGCUCAAGUGAAUUGAAUAUUACGUGUUCAGUGUGGGAUAAUACAUAAAAUUGUGUGCACAGAAACACGAAGGAACAGCAUCCUGGUAGACCAGCUGUUCUAAUCAAGAAACAAGACUAUGAGUACACAGUAAUGAUUGAAUUCUGAAAAUGGUUAACAUGAUUAUUGAUUUAGGAAUGUUUUUAGUUUACUAAUAUUAAAUUGUGGCCGUUUUUCUGCUUUUCAAUUUACUUGAUAGAUUAUAUUUUUAAUAUUAAGAUAUGAAUCAUAUACUUUCAAUGGAUGAAUAUAAUGGUUUUUAUUAAAUAAAGCCUUUCCCCCCCUAAAGUUUA
Messenger RNA from Lynx canadensis (Canada lynx), 1594 nucleotides. It is a transcript of the gene AMACR, whose product is annotated as alpha-methylacyl-CoA racemase. Gene Ontology annotation, biological process: bile acid metabolic process. The transcript has 5 exons. NCBI's taxonomy places the organism in Eukaryota, Metazoa, Chordata, Mammalia, Carnivora, Felidae. Bases 100 to 1248 code for a protein of 382 amino acids. The record is from RefSeq and is a predicted model, not a curated record. Gene Ontology annotation, molecular function: alpha-methylacyl-CoA racemase activity. Gene Ontology annotation, cellular component: mitochondrion.